Messenger RNA from Closterium sp. NIES-67, 10140 nucleotides. NCBI's taxonomy places the organism in Eukaryota, Viridiplantae, Streptophyta, Zygnematophyceae, Desmidiales, Closteriaceae. The record is from the annotation of a GenBank genome assembly.
AUUCUGACGAGCGGCGGUCGAGAGCUCGACUAUAGGACGCAUCAAUACAAACGACUGAUGGAGAUCCUCCACCGCCGGCAAGAGAAAACUUUACAAAUAACGCUAGGCUCCCUUUCGCGAUGACAUCGCUGUGGGCGACGACGAUUUAAAUCACCAGCAGUCGUGCUGAACUAGUAGGUCGCGGCCCGCUCUGCGCCUGGCAUCGGCGGUUCUAUCGGGUGUAAUAGCGUCCGACACGAAGUCCGCGACUCCAGCGGCGGUUUCAUGGGCCCAUCAUUUCGCGGUUUCACCUCGCUACUAUCUGACUGAAAUGACCCCGUACCAACCUCGGAGGUCAGCUGUGGCUGUGAGGUUCAACCCUUAUUUCCAACCCUGAUGAUGCUGCUUCAAUGGCUCCUUCCCGAUCGAAUCCGAGUGCUUUCUGGUGCUCUUCGGUAGAACAAAACUCACUCUCAGGUUGCUUUUCUUGCAGCAGAAUUCCCCGCGAGAGUUCAUUUUUCCCUGGAGCCUCCACCCUGCGAGCCUUAGCAAUGAACAUGGCAGUGCGGACCUGUCUGAGUCACCUGUCGCUUUGAAUCAACGGCACUGCUUUUACUAAGAGGAGUCAGUAAUCAGUUUCUUGAGCACCCCCCUGUUGGUGGUCUGACUCUCCCCACAGUAUGACCGACCCAGGGGUGUCCAUGGAAGUCAAUAUUUUAAUCCUCAAACUGAGAGUGUUUGAGCUAAUACCGUAACAGAGUACCAGUAGCUACUCUCAGGGCUGCGUCGGCCUGCUCACCGCGAGCCUUUCUUGCGCAUGUCACGUUCCACGAGUCAAGCGACGACGUGUAGCAAACACCGAGCCUGAACACGAGCUUAGCGGUCCCUCUUACCUGGUUUCUCUCUUGCGGUCCCUCUUACCUGGUUUCUCUCUUGCGGUCCCUCUUAUUUGGAUUCUCUGCUCUAGUUUCCUAGCACCCAACCCCGCAGCACCAACCAUGCACGACGAUCACCAGCAGCGGGGCUCCUACCGCUCCCACAUGGACCCCGAAAUCGGCGGCGAAAACACCCCUGGUUACCAGGAUGCUGCAACAGCAGCAUAUGCUUCGCCGCCGUCGCCCAAAUCGCCCGCCAUGGAGGGGUGCGUGGGCGGCGCAGCGUCAGCCGCCGCUGCUGGGAGCCGUGGUGCCAGCGUGAGUUCGGGGUUCCGCAAGCCGUUUCAGCGGCUCUACAGAGCGAUGCUCGGCGGUGGCUCCUCCUCUUCCUCCUCCUCCAGCAACAAGAAGCCGUCGCCUCUGUCGUCGCACUCGUCGUCGCAGUCCUCCUCCUCCCACUCUUCGCCGCACCAGAAACAGCGCCACCAGCAGCAGCAGCAGACCCAACAGCAGCAGCAGCAGCAGCAGCAGCAGCAGCAGCAGCAGCCCUUUUUCUUCAGCGGCCCUCACCAGAGCAGAACUGCCACUGCUACUAGAAUUGGAACCGGAACUGCCGGCCUGACAGCGGCCGGCACGGCGGCAGCAGGCCCACCAUCAGCAUCCCUAGACCCUGUGUCAGUGCCGCUUCCCUCCCUGUCUCCCCUGCCCGGUUCUGGAGCCGGCGCCCCCUUCGCAAGCACUUCUGGCACAGUCACUUCAAGCAGCAGGAGACUGGGCGUGAAUCCGUCGCCGGUUCAGCACUCGUCUCCGUCUGUCCGCUCCCCCAGUCCUCCCGGCCCCCAUGUGUCCUUCCGGGAUUCCCAAGGGAUUGGGACUUCCCAAGGCUUCCGGGAUGCCCAAGGGGUUUUGGACCAAGGUUCGCGGAGCUUCAGGGACUCCAUAGGUCUCGAGUUCAAUUCCGGCCUGGUCUCAUAUUUCCAGGAGGAGAGGGUGUCUGAAGUGUCGUCCUUUGCAGGCCGACCCAGAGGAGGCUCGGAGACGUCCCCGAGGGUGCUCGUUCGGCGGAGCACGCUGCCGCUGACGUCAGCGCAGUCGACCCAAAUGGUUCGGGAGCAGCAGCAGCUGGUUCUCUCCCAGGGUCUUGCCGCCGUCUCGAUUUCAGCUGCUGUUUCCUCUGCAUGUGGUAACCCUGUAACCAGUACCGGAACCCCCCCUCUCCAGUCUCCACCUGGCAGAAGCACGGCUGUAGCUGCAGCGGCGGCUGUAGCAGCGGCAGCUGUGACUAUACCGCGCGGCACUCUUCCUCCGCCUUCAGGGGCUCCCACCUCCUCCGCUGUAAGCCCAGGCGGCCACCAGCACAGCCGGUCUAAGAGUGCAGUGGAGGGAGACGUUUUGGGUCAGGCAGAGGGCCGAGGAGAGGAGGGAAUUGAUGAGGAUGAGGAUGAUGAUGAGGAGGAGGAGGAGGAGGAGGAGGAGGAGGAGGAGGAGGAGGAGGAGGAGGAGGAGGAGGAGGAGAGGGAGAGGAGGGGGGUGUUGUUCCGGGGCCGGGCGGUCACUAUUUCCAGGCUCCUGCCGCCCAGUGUGACUAUAGAGGAAGGCACGUUCCGCACUGCAGAGAGGUCUCCAAUGAGUCGAUACCAGCUCCAGUACCAGCAGCAACAACAGCAGCAGCAGCAGCUACAGCCACUGCAGCCGCAGCAGCCACAGCAGCAGCAGCAGUCGAUGGGGCAGGCUAUGCCAGGCAAGAGACGCGGUGCUUCCCACAGUGUGGUUCUCGUAGGGGAGAGAGGAGGCCUGCUGGGCCGGCAGCAACAAUCACAGCUACAGCCACAGCUACAGCCGGGGGCCAGCAACCUCGGUGGCUACUCCCACUCCACCGGUCAAACCUCGUCCGGGCAAGUCAACGGUGGUCAACGAGGCGGUCCUGGCACAGGCAGCAUAGGUCGCACAGGUGGCAGAGCUGGCAUAGCUGGUGCAGGUGGCAUGCCGCAUGGUAGGCGGCGGUCGCUGGUGUCCCACUCAGGUGGCUUGACAGCUGGGCUUUCUCCUGGCCUGGCCGCCCUCACCGGGCUCACUAGCAGCACCUUCGGUGGUGGGCGUGGUGCAAAUGGUGGCGGCGGCAGUGGGGUUGGGUUUGUGAGCGGCAGCAUCGGCAACAUGGGCAGCAACAGCAGUAGCUUCAUUCGAGGCCGGAGCCGCACCAUAUCAACAGCUACGAUCACACCAGCUGGAACAGGAGGGGGAGGAGGAAGAGGAGGAGCAGGGGGGGGAGGAAUCGGAGGGGGAAGGGGCGAGGGAGGAGGAGGAGGAGGAGGAGGAGGAGGAGGAGGAGGAGGAGGAGGAGGAGGAGGAGGAGAGGAGGAGGAGGAGGAGGAGGAGGAGGAGGAGAGGAGGAGGAGGAGGAGAGGAGGAGGAGGAGGAGGAGGAGGAGGAGGAGGAGGAGGAGGCGGGGGAGCGGUUCUGUCGGCGGUGCCCCCUGCGCUGUCCCCCCGUGCUCUAGCUCAGCUGGAUCACAGCUUUGGCAGCGACGAGUCGAUGUCGUCCAGCGGCGAGGUGGUCAACAUGAUCGACGACGGCUCUGGCGGUGCUGGCAUGAAGGGUGUGUGCGCUAUUUGCUUGGAACGUCAGAGAGCAGGAGGCGGUCACGCCCUGUUUACAGCGGAGUGCGGCCACACCUUCCACUUCCACUGCAUCACCGCCAAUGUCCGCCACGGCCACUCCGCCUGCCCGCUCUGUCGCAAGCGCUGGCAUGAGGUGCCCUGGAUGGGCCCUCCCCUCGCUGCCCCUCCCCCUGCUGCCCCCUCCCCUGCUACCCCCGCCCCCGCCCCAGCUGCUGCCGCUGCUACUCCGGCUCUUUCCCCUGGUGGUGCCGGUGGUGGCUUCGUUUCCGCCGCUUCCUCCUCUGGCUCGUCUACCAGCACCACCAUCACUCCUGUCAUCACCACCCUAACCUCCCCCUCCUCCUCUUCCUCCUCCUCCCGGCACACCUGCACUCGCUCCUCCUCUCCACCUGACAUGCUCGCCUCUGUCUCCCCGCGCUCCCACCCCUCCCCUCCUGCUGCUGCGUUCACCAGUACCCUCCCCUUCCCGGAGCAACGUGUGGUUGGCGUUGCUGUUGCUGCUUCUACCACUGCUACCGCCCCUCCCACCACUGCAGCAACAGCAACUGUGCCUGUCCAGAUGUACCUGCACCCUGCACAAGAUCCCUACACAGAGGAAGGCCCUGGCAGUCCAGACACCAGCGGCACUUACGAUUCUGGGGAGAUUUGGGCGGCAGCUACUGCCGCCCAGUCCAAGGCUUGGGCGGCAAUGAGGAGGAGCAAGGGCGAGGGGAGAGGGGGAGGGGCGGGUCAGGGGGGUGGGGAGAGGGAGAGGGCUGAAGCAGGAGGGGGAGCUGCAGGCAGGGAAGGGGGUGGGGGGCAGGGGAGGGGACCACACUGUUCACACCAAUCGGUUUCGGUGCCAAUAAGUGGUCCAGGACACAUGUCUUCAUCAAUUGCGGCCAUAUCCCCCCUUCAAGGUGCUGAGGGAACGACAGCGCCCAGAGGACAACCGACAGCAACAGCAGCAGCGGCACCAGGGGUACCACCAGCAACAGCAGCAGCAGCACUGUUGCCGUCGCCUCCUGCCACGUCAGCUGCCACGUCAUGUGAGGAUCCUGACAGCACGACAUCCCUGCAAGCGUGGAUGGGCGGCCGGCAGGGUGAAGGCACAGUGGAAACUGCAACAGUGGCUGACGGAGAGUCAGCUAGGGCUCCAUAUGGGGAGCUUAUCCCUGGCAGCAGCACCAGCAGCACCAGCAGUUUCCUGGCACAACCGCCUCAGCUGCAGCAGCAGAACCUGCUGAGGCAGGCAUCAAGUGUGGCGCACGAGUUGUCCCUGGGUCGUUCCCGGGCCACCACUGCCCUCCCUCGCUCUAAAAGCGGCAGCGGCGCCAUCAGUGGCAGCAGCAGCAGCAGCAGCAGGGGCGGUACUGCCAACACUGACGCUGCUGGUAGUACCCAUGCUGCCAACCCCAACAGUACCAGUGGCAUCGGCAGCAGUGGCAGCCUUAGAACGGCCUCCAGCCUCCCCACCCCUCCUCCUGCCAGCCAGGCAGUGCAUGCCAUGCCUUUGCCCGGCGUGCACGGGGACGAGGGAGCGGACGCAAGGGCGGGUAGGACUGGCCCAGCCUAUGCGCCUCUGACACGUGGCAGUCUGCAGCCUCUCGCCGCCAUCCAUCCGGUGAGGCGCCAGAUGCUGCUGCCAGGUCAGCAGCAGGCGCAGGGGCAGGCGCAGGGGCAGGUGCAGGGAUGGGGACAGGGGCAAGCAGGGGGACAGGGAGUGGUGGGGACAGGGGGGCAGCAAGGGCAAGUGGUGGCAGAUGACUCCCCUCGUGAGUACAACGACGACCAGAGCCUCUUCAGCCCCCCUGCUGCUGCGCCUCGUGCUUCUGCUUCCGCCGCUGCUGUUUCUACUGGCGCUGGCGAUGCGGCUGCUCCUGCGGGGGCUGCCACUGCUGCUGAUGGUCCAGGUUCCGGGUCUGGGCCUGGUGUGGCAGGCACUCAACGCCCUCCCUCGCGCCUCUCUGCUGUUGAGCCCGCGGGUCCGGAAUCACGCCCAGUGCACACGUUGUCUGUCUCUGUCUCUGUCUCUGGCGCUUCCUCUGCUGCUGCGUCUGUUCCAACAGGAGGCACUCCAGCGGGCCUUGCAGAUGGCGCUUCUGCAGGUGGUACAACGAGCGCUGCUGCUAUAGCAACGGCUGAAGACAACAGCGACGCUACAGCUGGUCCAAGUGCAGCAGCUGAGGGGGACGAGGUUGCUGCUCCCUCAGCAGAGCGCACUGAAACUGCUGCUAUGGCUGCUGCUAUUGCUGCUAUGGGAGUUGGUGCCAUUGCUGGUGAAGAGGCACAGCUUGCUGCAGAUGCUGCAGUGCAGCCUGAGGAGAGCACGACGGAAGCAGGCAAUUCGUGGGGAGAUGCUGCUGGAGUUACUGCUUAUGUUGCUGAUGCUGCUGAUGCUGCUGGUGCUGCUGGUGCUGCUGGUGCUGCUGGUGCUGCUGAUGCUGCUGAUGCUGCUGGUGCUGCUGGUGCUGCUGGUGCUGCUGGUGCUGCUGGUGCUGCUGAUGAUGCUGGUGCUGCUGGUGCUGCUGUGCAGGAGGCCCUGGCUGGUCCUAGCACUCAAGGCAGUGCUGCCGCCAGUGCCAUGGCAGUUCCCAGCGCUACUCCAGCUGCCACUACUGCUGACGCUGCCACUCCCCCCAGCAGCACUCCACCAGCAAAUUCCCACCUCGAACCUCUUGCCGCCCCCUCUCAGCCGCCCCUGCCUUCCCCUCCCUCCUCUGACCCCCCCUCCUCCACCCCGCCCUCCUUCUCCCAGCCCCAGAAGGCGCCUCCCUCAGAUAACGCCUCGUUCCCUGUCCAGCUGUCCGUGUGUGCUGAGCGUGUCCCUCCACCUUUCAUGGAAGUUUCCGAGUGCUACACUGUGUUGCUCACUCUUAAAGCCCCUCCUCUCGACCCUCCCUCUGCUGACCUCACUCCGACCACUACCGAUGAUACUGACAGUGACGCCACUGCUACUGCUUUCUCCUCCGCCUCCUCCGUUGCGCACUCCUUUAGAGUGCCGAUCGAUUUAGUCACACUCCUGGACCUGAGCGGCAGCAUGCAUGGCCCCAAGCUACAGCUGCUACAGCAGGCCAUGCUCUUUCUCAUCUCCCAGCUUGGCCCGCGCGACCGCCUCUCCAUAAUCACAUUCUCGUCACAAGCACACCGGGUGACCCCCCUUAGGAGGAUGAACGAGACGGGGAGGGGGGAGGCGGAGGGGAAGGUGCGGGGGCUGGUGGCAGGGGGCGGGACGAACAUCGCCCAGGGGAUGCUCAAGGCGCUAAGGGUGGUGGAGGAAAGGCGGGAGAAAAACCCGGUUGCGAGUAUCAUGCUGCUGUCGGACGGGCAGGACACGGCGACCUGCAGCCAGAAGGGGUUCGGGUAUAGCUCUCUCACUCACUCCAAGCAGAGCUACAGCCGCCUGCUCCCCAGCCAGAUGACCCGCUCCAAAAACUCCUCUCAGAAUUCCUCCGCCUCCUCCUCCUCCCGUCGUCUGGUCCCAGUGCACACCUUCGGCUUCGGCGCUGACCACGACGCUGCCGCACUCCACGCCAUCGCGGCCGACACAGCUGGCGUCUUCUCAUUCGUCGAGGAGCCGGUCGGCGUGACGGCCGCCUUUGCGCAGUGCCUGGGCGGCCUGCUGUCCGUCGUUAUCCAAGAGGCCAAAAUCUCCUUCGCCGUGGGAUCGGAUCUCCCCGGGUGGCAGAUCGCGGCAGUACAUGCGGGGGGUUAUGCGUACAGGGUGGGGGAGAAGGAGCGGGAUGGGGCGGUGCUGCUGGGGGACUUGUAUGCGGAGGAGGAGAGGCAUGUGAUGCUGGAGGUGUGGAGGAGACGACACGUGGAGGACGAAUCGAGGGCCAGGGACACGUCAGCAGCGCAGCGCGACAUGAGUCGCAUUCUGCGAGCGCGCUGCAGCUACCGGUGCCGGCCUCUCUUCCAAGACACGCACCGCACGCCACUAGUGGAGCUGGCUGUAGCACGGGGGGAGGAGGAGGAGGAGGAGGAGGAGGAGGAGGAGGAAGAGGGAAUGGGGGAGUGGGAGGAGGAAGGGCGAAUGUGGGAGGAGGGUGAUGAAGGGGAGUGGUAUGAUGAGCAGCAGCAGCAGCAGCAGCAGCAGCAGCAGCAGGAGGAGGAGUAUGGGCAUGUGCAAGGGGACAUGGGGAAUGGCCCGGAAAGUGGUGGUCGUGAGAGCUUCGCCUCAGCUCUAGCAGCCGCAGGCGGGUGGGACAGCGGGGAGCAGCAGGGUGGGAUGUCAGCAGGAGGUCGAUCACGUGGCACAUCACCAGUAUCAGGCGCUAUGGAGUCUGGAAGGAUGGAUUCUGGAAGGGUGUCUGGCAGGCGAAGGCUGGGAGAGGCGGCGAAGCAGAGGAGGAAGAAGAAAGCACCUCCCAUGGCGUUGGAGCGGCAGAAGAACCGACUCGCCGCCACCAAAUGCAUCACUGCGGCAUUGCAGCAGGCGGAGGGUGGCAAUCUGGGGGCGGCGCAGCGCACCUUCCAGCAAGGGGUAGCAGGCAUCGAGGCAUCAUAUGCCAUGCAGCAAGGGGAUGAGGCAUCCAGGCAUUUGAUUGACGAGCUGCUGGAGAUAGAGAGAAGGAUGUGCAACAUGCAGACUUACAAGGGAGCAGGCCUGGCGUACGCGCUCUCAGCCCAGUCCGCCCAUCUGCUGCAACGAGCCAACACGAGGGGGGGCGGGAUGGCAACAGAUAGUGCAGGACUUGACUACAUGACCCCCUCCAUGGUCAACAUGCUGCACAAGUCCCGAGCACACAGCGCAGCCUUUACCUCCUCCUCCUCUUCCUCCUACCCUCCACCCCAUCACGCUCAACCCCCUCAUCACCCCACACUCCCCCCCUCACACCCUCUAUCACACUCCCCCACACACCCCUCACCUCACCUUGAGGACAGCAGCAGUGGGUCUCUGGUGCUGCCUGCGCCACACUCAGGCCCAUUCAUGGAGGGCCGGGAGUGCGAGACGCCCACUUUCAGAGGCAGGGGGGUGCCAAAAAACGAUAGUGGGGGAGGGGCAGCGGCUGCUGCCGGUAGUGCUGCUGCUAGCAUUGCUGCCGCUGGGGCUGCCACCUCCUCCUACACUUCCUCCCAGCCUCCCUCCCAGCCUCCCUUCAAUACCAGACAAGGGGCAAACGGGGCACAUGGGACAUAUGGGGCACAUGGGGCAUGUGGGUUGGGUGGAACGCUUGUUGCUGGGGCUGCACCUCUCCCUCAACCUCCCCUGGCUGGUGGGAAUGGCGGCAGCUACUCCACCGACAGUAGCAGCAGCUAUUCAACCCACAACAGCGGGGGUUUCAGCAGCAGAGGGAGUAAUGGCAGUAACGCUAACAGCACUGGCGAGCGUAGAGGUGCUGACGGCAGCGUGCCUGGGAGAAGCGCUAUUAGUGAGCAGCAGGAGAUGGCGGUGGAACUCUCCUUUGGCUCUGCUUCCUCCCCCGCCCGACCCCCUUCAGAGAUGGACUGGCAGGCACGGCAGCAGCAGCAGCAGCAGCAGCAGCAGCAGCAGCAGGGCUCCAUGGGUCUGAGAAGGCAGCGGUCCGGCGGUGUGCAGCGGAGCAGCAAACCGGCUCCGCUGGCGGUCCGGAGCGGGAUGAACCUGGCGGCUGCCGUGGCUUCUGCUGCUGCUACUGGGGAGGGCAGGCUCGACUCGUCGGCCUCUCUCUCUGCCGUGGCUCACAUGCUCUCCUCCUCGCCUCGCCCUGUGGAAGCGUGAGAGCCGAUCUGAGACGAACGGGUAUAGUGUGUGUAUCAGCAUCGGCAUCAGCAUCGGCAUCAGCAUCAGCGUUCAGUCGGCUUCGCUCCCUGCUGCAGCGCAUUCAGCUGCAUGAUAUCGAUCUUGAGUAUGGAGCUAUGGGAGCGGCACAACCUCAUGGAGCACCAGCAUUUGAUAGAAGGUUCUUGAGACGAAUAAAGAUAAACCUUCUCGCUGCUGCAGCGCAUUCAGCGGGAGGAUUUCCAUCUGGAGUAUGGAGGCCUUGGAGCGGGCCGAGCGGCAUCACUUCGUGGAGCACCAGCAUUUCACCAUUGCUUAGGGACUCCAUAGCACCAUGCCUUUACUGCUAAGGGUUUUUUUUGCUUGGAAGUCUGUUAAAUUAUAUAUAUAUUAUAUAAUUGGUAAGCUUGGUAGGUGUUACUGAAACCUACUGUUGAGGGUACAACCCCCCUCCUUGUAUCCCUCUCUCUUCUAUUCUCGAUCUCUUUUCUCUCGUCAACUUCUCUCCUAGCUAAACCCUCACGCCAUUCCAUGGCCGCCAACCUUUCCUACUGUUCCUAGCUUUCGUAACAUGGUAUCAGAGCAGGUUGCCCUUCCCGGGCCUGCUCCCCACGCUUCCGCCGUGCACUCCUUCUCUCCCUCUCGCGCUGCCAUGGCGGCCGCGUCGUGCUGCGGUGAUUCUAAACCACCCCCCCCCCCCCCCCCCCCCACUUUUCCCCUGCGUCCCCUCUUCCUUGCCACAGUCGACGCCUGACUCGUGAGGGUCUUCCCCAUCGUCGCGGAGCUUGGCCACGCCGCCGAGAGGGCGGGGGCCGCUGCAGUCGCCUCUGACGUCGAAGCCGCUGCCGCCGCUGCUGUUGCCGCUGGCCUGUUGCCGCCGCACGCCGUCGCCGCCGCCGCUGUCGUCACUGCCGCCGCUGCCGCCGUUGCCAUCUCACGGGCCCCGGGGAUUGGCCAUACCGGAGUAAUCGUGGCUUCUGCU